Messenger RNA from Solea solea (common sole), 2831 nucleotides. RefSeq names its product carbohydrate (chondroitin 6) sulfotransferase 3b (gene chst3b). Gene Ontology annotation, biological process: carbohydrate metabolic process; N-acetylglucosamine metabolic process. Bases 1126 to 2427 code for a protein of 433 amino acids. Gene Ontology annotation, cellular component: Golgi membrane. Lineage: Eukaryota; Metazoa; Chordata; Actinopteri; Pleuronectiformes; Soleidae. Gene Ontology annotation, molecular function: chondroitin 6-sulfotransferase activity; N-acetylglucosamine 6-O-sulfotransferase activity. The transcript is spliced from 3 exons. The record is from RefSeq and is a predicted model, not a curated record.
AAGCAUAACCGUGUCGUGGGUAAACAUCAAAGUAGCAAUGUGAUAUUACUUUUCACCAAAGGGCUAAUUUACACAGGUCUAAAAUGACAAACACUGGCAGAUCCUACCUGUUUAUGUAGAUCUACAAAUGACUUAUCACUUUUAAGCAUAUUUUAUUUUUAUGCAUUAUAUAUCUGCAGGCACAUCAUUUUUGGCAAGUCCAAAUUUUAAAUUCAAGAUAUUUGUAAUUUACCUAAAUUAAAGACAGGGUUACAGCAACUAGUCAGAAUGGCAAAAGUAGUUUUGACUAUUCAAACAGCACCAAGAUAGAAUUAAUUCAACAAGUAGUUUUUUAUUUUCAGGCUAUUGACAGAAUCUUAAUUGCUUUACUGCUAAAAUAAAUUGUGUACUUUUACUUUUACUGCUAUAGUCAUUUUCUGGUAAGAUACUCAAGUAUGCCUUAAGACUUCUACAAACCACACACCUGCUCCUACAGUUGGGACGCACUAAGUGCUUUUCACCACUAGGUGGAGUGCUGCCACUUUUUUCCUCACAUCAACUCCUACACAAACAUAAACUUUGCACAAAUAACUACCGUUUCAGGACAAAACCCUGUUGUUUAGUGGGACGUUACUUACAUGUAGUGACUUAGCGUGUCUGUGAACCGUUACUAAAGACAACAAAGGGCAGGGCGUGUGGGUGUGUGGGUGUGAGGGUUCAUAUAAAGCGACGCGCCUCCUGUCUGAAACUUGGACCAAACUUUUCCCAUGUGAUUCCCAGUGUUGGAAGUAACUUGAGCUUCAGUGUGACACGCAUCCUCCACAAUCAUGAUUCCACCUGAUCAACAGGUUUCACACACGUUUAAUUGCUUUGACAUUUAUGUGCAUUGGAUUACUCUUUGGCUCACAAGUGAAGAAAUGGAAUUAGUGUCUGUCCGGAGUCGCUUCUGGAAGAAAGGCUGAUCAGCUUCACUGAUGAACCAAAGCGGGACGCGGCAGCUGAUUGUUAUGGGUGAAACAUCCCCUACAGCGAGGAAUACAAAUAACUGGAAGGCUCUUUAAGAAGGCGACUGGAGACUUGGGAGAUUGGCAGAACCUAUUAAGAAGAAGUCUGUAAGAGCAUAUCCGGACACAGCUACUUCCAAGAAUGAGGAUCAAAUACACAAUAUCCAUUGUCUUUUUUGUGGCACUUGUUAUCAUUGAGAAGGAAAACAACAUUAUCUCAAGGGUGUCAGAUAAGAUGACCUUAAAGGAGACACCUCAGACUCUACUACAGCAAAAUGGCUUCUCCCGCAUAGUGCUAAAGGACAAUGUUUCAUUUUCUUCACUCAGCAAGAUGGACUCAGCCCUGACAAUGCGGCGUCUGGAGAACUACAGCAAGCACCAGGAAGUGACACCAAGAGGCAAGAAACACAUCCUCUUGUUAGCCGCCACAAGGACAGGUUCUUCGUUUGUGGGAGAGUUUUUCAACCAGCAGGGCGACAACAUGUUUUUCUUGUUUGAGCCACUGUGGCACGUGGAAAAGAUGCUCACACUGGACACUGGAGGUACUAACGCCACAGCGUCAGCCAAGGCGUUCCGGGAUGUGCUCCAUCAGCUCUUACUGUGCGACUUCUCCUUCCUGGAGAGUUUCAUCCAACCCCUCCCUGUGGACCAUAUUACCACCACCCUCUUCCGCAGGGAGUCCAGCAGCUCUUUGUGUGACGAGGCGGUCUGCAGCCCCUUCAUCAAAGGGGUUUUUGAGCGCUAUCACUGCAGAACCAGAAGGUGUGGGCCACUUAACCUCACCAUGGCGUCCCAGUCCUGCCUCAAGAAAGAACACAUAGCCAUCAAGUCAGUGAGGGUGCGCCAGCUUGAUACCCUUCGACCUCUUACUGAGGACCCGCGUCUUGAUGUGAGGUUCAUUCAAUUGGUUCGGGAUCCUCGGGCUGUACUGGCCUCGCGCAUGGUGGCCUUUGCUGACAUGUACAAAAACUGGAAGCAGUGGGCCACAGAUGGGGAUGAAACCAUUGAUGAGGAUAAGGUGAGGAAGCUGAAAGGGAACUGUGACAACAUCAGGAUGUCUGCAGAGGUUGGCCUAAGUCAGCCACCGUGGCUGCGUCAACGUUACAUGCUAGUGCGGUACGAGGACAUAGCUCGGUUUCCCAUGAGGAAGGCAUCAGAGAUGUUUGGGUUCACUGGAAUCCCGUUCACUCGAAAAGUGAGACACUGGAUCUUAAGGAACACUCAGGCGUCCAAAGAGGCAGGAGGCAUUUACUCCACACAGAAAAAGUCUUCAGAACAAGUAGAGAAAUGGAGGUUUAGUUUACCUUUCAAAAUAGCCCAGGUCGUACAGGAUGCUUGUGGACCAACACUGAAACUUUUUGGUUACAAAUUUGUGAACAGUGAAGAAAUGCUGACAAAUAAGUCUAUUAGUUUGAUUGAGGACAAAGUGUUCAACUUUUCAUAGACUAAGGAACAUGCACUCCUGAUGCCGGAAAACCAACAGUUCUGAAAACUCUUGAAUUACUGAUAUUUAUUAGGGUCUUUUAACCUGAUACAAAGAGCUCUGUUUUCCUACUUUACUCCUAAAUAGAGCUCUAUUUUCACACUUUGUCAGUGUGUUAUUUAAAGUGAUUUCUCACUGGUUUAAAUAGUAAUGGCAAAGACAAUGUUUGUUUGAACUAUUAAAGCAAGAAUUUUAAAUGUUGACAUGGGUAUGAUGAAAACAGAGAGCCAGAGUAUCUAUCUGUUCUUUGCACUCCGAGUGACUUUCUCUGUCUUAUGCAGUGUCAUUGGCUUGAGCUAAUUUUAUUCCUAAGGUAGUAAUGCAAACUGUUUAUACACCAAAAAAAACUUGAAAUGACUUGGAAU